Molecule: messenger RNA, 903 nt
Organism: Ostrea edulis (European flat oyster)
Lineage: Eukaryota; Metazoa; Mollusca; Bivalvia; Ostreida; Ostreidae
Product: peroxiredoxin-6-like
Exons: 6
Coding region: 131-793 (220 amino acids)
Biological process (GO): cellular oxidant detoxification; cell redox homeostasis
Cellular component (GO): cytosol; mitochondrion
Molecular function (GO): peroxiredoxin activity
Source: RefSeq, a predicted model, not a curated record
UUACUGUAUCGGUUGACUGGUUUCCGCCAUGAAAUGAGUGUUACGUCCUUAGAAGGCUACCGUACUUUUUAAAUAGCUCUGGAUACCGGGCCCACUAUACCGUGUAGGACGACAGGACCGGCAGUACAACAUGAAUUUGGGCGACACCUUUCCCGAUUUUGAAGUCGAUACAACAGCUGGAAAAUUGAAACUCCACCAGUUUAUCGGAGAUAGUUGGUGUAUCCUGUUUUCGCACCCAGCAGACUAUACUCCGGUAUGCACUACUGAACUGGGGAAAUGCGUGCAACUGGAACCCGAGUUUCAGAAGAGGGGAGUCAAGAUGAUCGCGCUUUCUUGUGAUGACGUCCCAAGUCACGAGGGCUGGUCCAAGGAUGUUAUGAACUUUGCUAAAUGUUCCACAGGAAAGCUUCCGUUUCCGAUCAUUUCGGAUAAAAGCAGAGAUUUGGCCGUCAAGCUGAAGAUGGUGGAUCCGAGUGAAAAAGACAACGCAGGUCUACCUCUCACGUGUCGUGCUGUGUUUAUUAUUGGCCCCGACAAGAAGCUAAAACUGUCAAUGUUGUACCCAGCAACAACGGGACGAAACUUUGUAGAAAUCCUGAGGGUCAUCGAUUCCCUCCAGCUGACCAUGAACAAAAAAGUAGCAACCCCAGAAGGAUGGAAGCAAGGUGAAAAGUGCAUGGUCCUGCCUUCCAUUCCCCAGGAAGGCAUUGACAAAGUCUUUCCAAAAGGAGUCACUAUCCAGGACGUGCCUUCCGGGAAACCUUAUCUGAGAUUCACCCCCCAACCGGAGUAGCUCCAACCGGUUGAAAAUGAUUAGUUCAUAUAUUGUUAUAAUCAUCAUGAUACAUUGUUACAAUUAAUAAAUUCAUACAGAGUAGUAAAUAUUUUUGUGUGAAAAUCGAG